AUGGUCCUUGAUUUUGUACCCAAUCGUUCUACCAGUCCCCAUUUUAUACCCUCAACCUUGGAAGAGAAAAAACGUUGGUCUGAUACAAAAAAGAAUAGAAAAUAUAGCCUUGACCCAUUUGCCGGCAUGAACUCUUCUGUGAAUUAUGAACAAGAGAUCGAAAAGCUUAAACAGCAAAUCGUCAAAAAGAAGCUUCCUCCAAAGAAAACACCUACUCUUUCACGCUCCACUUCGCCUGAUUCCUCUGACGCUGAAUCAGUCAGUUCUGAUCAUGUCUCUGAAGCUGAAAAAGCCCGCUUCUUGGCUUUUGUCCGCAGCUGGACAGGUGACUGGAAAGGAGGUUGGGGUGCGGGUACAGUCGAGUUUAGUACCGGCUCACUUUGGUCAGAUCAGUCCCCUUGGAAUGCAACCAUCAUCGCUCGUCCUCAUUCAACCACAAAGACUCAUUUGCAGCAAGAAUCAACAUUCAACAGUUUAGAUCAUUACGAUCUUUACUCUCCAUGGAAACAUUAG
Rhizopus microsporus ATCC 52813 is the source of this 513-nucleotide messenger RNA. RefSeq lists its product as uncharacterized. The record is from RefSeq and is a predicted model, not a curated record. The transcript has a single exon. NCBI's taxonomy places the organism in Eukaryota, Fungi, Mucoromycota, Mucoromycetes, Mucorales, Rhizopodaceae. The coding region runs from base 1 to 513 and encodes 170 amino acids.